Messenger RNA from Asparagus officinalis (garden asparagus), 2112 nucleotides. Its product is annotated as protein ROS1-like. The coding region runs from base 307 to 675 and encodes 122 amino acids. NCBI's taxonomy places the organism in Eukaryota, Viridiplantae, Streptophyta, Magnoliopsida, Asparagales, Asparagaceae. Gene Ontology annotation, molecular function: DNA N-glycosylase activity; DNA demethylase activity. The record is from RefSeq and is a predicted model, not a curated record. The transcript is spliced from 4 exons.
UUUUUCAGGACAUUUUUCAUAUACAACCCUUUCUGUCGUCAUACCUCAGUAAUAUUCCCUAUUUGUUUUCAGAACUCUAGUAAUCUCAUAUUUACAAUUUAAAGGGACCUAAUUGCAAAGUUGUACACCAAACCAAAAGGUACUCCUUUUAUUCUACCCUCAUUCUUCAAGAAUUUUGAAUUGUGGAAUGCCCUUCUUCUCUUCUGUUUUCUCCAUAAAACUCUCUCAUCAUCUCUCCUCACUUCCUCUCUCCUCUGCUUUACUCUCUCUCUCUCUCUCUCUCUCUGUGCACUCGUAGCCUCCGUAAUGGGGACCGCCGGCGGAGGUCCAGUGAUGGAUCCUCACGGCGACAGGGCGGCGGUCGUGAGCGAAGGAUCGCGGUCGUCCAUUGCUUUUGAGACUAAUGAAGGUAUGAGCUUCCAGUCUCUUUUCGAUGGACUGGACAAAAGAGAGGCUGAUGAUCCCUGCCAGUACCUUCCAGCUAUACGGACCCCAGGUGAAACUGGUCAAUCGGUUGAGACCCGAACUGCAUGCUGCAACGUCAGAACAUUGUCUGACAGGAAUGCAUGCUUUACUUGCAACAGCAUACAAGAAGCACAAGCUCAGACGGUCAAAGGGACACUUUUGGUAAUGUGUGUGCAUCGUUUAUGGCUUGCUCUUUUUGAUCGCUCAUGAGGUCGCAUGCGAAGGAGACUAUUCUGAAGGGUGGAUUGGGCUUUUCUCCAGGUGUUUCAGGAUUUCGGGUAUUGAUUUGGCUGCUAAGUGACCCCCAAUUGAGCUCUUGUGGUGAUUGGCGAUCAUGGAUGAGAUUAUUCUGCCAGUGAACUGUAAUUUUCUUGCAGAAGAGGACAACCGAAGGAGACCAAGGGAGUCUGGGAUUGAAGGGGAAAAGGUUGGGCAGGUGACAAGUAGGAUGGAGGAGAUAUCUUAAACUAGAAAACUAUCAUGAAAAAGACUAGUAAGAUGAAGGGGAUAUCUAAAAUUUCUGAGGGGUGGUGACAACAGUCAUUGCUGGGGAAUUGACAUAACUGCAGCAGCGAGGUUAUCACUUGUUAGAUACCUGCGGAGGGAGAAUAUCUUUCCUGAGGCUUGACGAACCUGAAUUCCACUACUACAUGAAGCCUGGAGACUGUAAGUUUGGUGCGAGUUUCAUCAUCCUAAUCCCAAAUUGUGUCUUAAGUCCACUGGGUCUUCCCUUGCGUCCUGUAAGUUGACUGUAAUCGAUAGGCCUCAUUGGCUAGUCCUGUGCCUUCCGGUUUGUUAUGAAGUCCUAAACCUUUGUUACUGACGCAAUAAAUUUAUUGGGCUCAGUACCUCUUGCAACUCCACAGUUUAAUCGCAUUGAGUCCCGGAACUGUGAAGGUCGAGCAACAAGCGAGGCGAUUAAACACCAGGAUAGUGAAGCAGAAGCAACACAUGAGAUGAUUAAACCCCAGAGUUCUGGAGAUGGAGCAACAAGCGAGGCACUAAACCCAAGACUCGUGAAGCUGGAGAAACACAUGAGGUGAUUAAUCCUUAGCAUUGUGAUGCUGGAGCAACAAAUGAGGCGAUUCAACCCGAGAAUUGUGGUACUGGAGCAGCAAAUGAAGGCUACCAGGAAUAUGUUCCAGCAAUCAAAUGCUGUGACUAUUAUGAGAACAUAAUCCGAGCACUCAACACCUAGACCUGACCCCAGAGCCACAUCAGCAGCCUCUUGUGGCGUUCAGCUUGAAGUCGGAAAAUCUCAUCAAUGAGACGGAGGUGAUCAUCGAGGAGGAAAAGAGUGGAAGCUUCGUAUGUCGAAGAAUGUUGAAUUGUCGACAAUGCCCUUGGAUGAGGUAUAUUGGAUAUUUGAUGCGAUGAAUUUUAUUGUUAAAAGUUCAGUAUUUCUUUCUUUUAUUGUAUUUUCUCAAUAUUAGUCCCCCAAAUCUUUAUUAUUUUAAGAUUAGACCCUCAAAUAAUUGAAAUUACUGUUAGAUCCCCCAUUAUCAUAGAUUAUUUCAAAUUAAUCUCUAAUUAAAUAGCAGUAGCAUGAUAUAAGAAUUUGGGGAUCAAUAAUAAUUUCAAUGAUCUGGGUUACUAAUUUCAACGUAUCAAAGAUUAAGUGAGUAGAAAAAAAAUCUUCUUUUUCAA